Messenger RNA from Schistocerca piceifrons (Central American locust), 1092 nucleotides. Its product is annotated as poly [ADP-ribose] polymerase tankyrase-1-like. Gene Ontology annotation, molecular function: protein binding. The transcript is spliced from 5 exons. Bases 1 to 1092 code for a protein of 363 amino acids. The record is from RefSeq and is a predicted model, not a curated record. Lineage: Eukaryota; Metazoa; Arthropoda; Insecta; Orthoptera; Acrididae.
AUGAGGCCUGCAAGGCUCCUGAGGGCGCGUCCAAAAUCAGGGUGCUGCGGCGAGACGAGCUGCUGGCCCCUGCGGCCGGGCUCUCGUGUCCAGUUCGGUGUCUGCCGCCUCCAGCCGCGCCUCUUGUUUUCCAGCGCGCCGGCCGCCCCCGCCGCCCGGCCGCCCAGCGACAGCAGCCGGACCCCCGCCGCCGCCCCCGCCGCCCCCGCCGCCCCCGCCGCCCGCCGAUCUCCACCGCCGCCGGACAGCGCCGCCGUCUCCCGCCUGCGAAGUGUGGCUGGGAGCCGCCUUCUGACGUCGCCGCCCUCGGGAAAUGCGGUGGACCCGGGGCUGGUGCAGAGAGCAGCCCGAGCUGUGGUGGGCGGGUGGGUCGCCUCCACGUGGCCUGUCCGAAGUCUGUCAAUUGCGGCCGUGCGGCCAUCAGAGAAGACGGCGGCAGCCCUUGCAGGCGAGCCAGCCGAGUACAGGGGGCAGCCCGGCCGACGCUCGGCCCUCCCUGCAGCUCGCGUGCGCCACGCCGCAGCCGCCUGCGUCUGCAGACACGGCUUCCGUCGGCUCAGCCUAACAUUCGACCCGGUCUCUGCUCGAAGGAGCCUCUCUCAACAGGAGAGAGGGAGGAGGCUGAUACAGGCGGCCAACCAGGGCGCGGUGGAGCAGCUGCGCGAGUUACUGGCGGCGGGGGCGGACGUGGGGGCGAGGGGGCAGGGGUGGUUGGGGACCAGCUGUACCGCCCUGCACCUGGCAGCAGACAGGGGUCACGUGGCGGCGGCCAGCUGCCUCGUCGGCGCCGGCGCGGAGGUCGACGCCAGGAGCAGCUGGGGGCAGUGGACACCCCUGCACUGGGCUGCAUUCAAUGGCCACGCUGGUGUGGUGCGGCUGCUGGUCGGCGCCUCUGCUGACCUCAACGCCAGGGAUCGGUGGGGGCGGACGCCGCUGCACUUGGCGGCAGAGGGGGGCCGGGCAGAAGCGGCGGCUGAGCUCCUGCUGGUGGGGGCGGACAGGGGGGCCCGGGAUGAGCGUUGGAGGACCCCCCUGGACGUCGCCAGGGAGAGGGGAAAGCAGGAGCUGGUGGAUAUCCUGACACAACGCUGA